UUCUUUCUCCAGUCGCUCUGCACCACCUCCACAUUCACGACCGCGAGUACGAGAACCAGUUCGAUUUUUCUCUCUCCAAAAACCAAAACGAAUUCUGCACCGCACAUUUCUCCCGUUGCUCUCCUGCUCUCACAACAAACCCAUUUUAUUCAGGCAGUCAGUACUCUGGGGAAAGUUGCAAGGGCAAGAGUGAAAGUACGGCUUGGCACGGGGCCAAUAUUUCUGGGGGAGAGCUAGCUGCUGUUAUCUCACAUGAUCUCUUCUUCUUCGUGUCCUUCUCCUUGAAUUCAUUCGAUCACAACAAAUGUUUGUCUGCUCUUGUUACGAAAUCUCUUUUCUGUCAACUGCAGCAGGAGGUGGUUAAGUAGUUAAGUUUUUCUUGUCCGGAGAAAAAAAUACGGAACCACGUGAAGAAAAGUAAUCAGCAAGAAAUUUGGGUAAAAUUACGUACACAAAACCUCUUCGGAUUUCAAAACCAUCUGCGACUGAAUUACGGCACGAAUCAACCUCUGAUUGUGACAUUAAUAAAUGUUUUUCAUUUCACGUGCCGACUUUGCCAAAUUAUUUAUUGCUCCUGUUCAAAUUAUCAUAUAAAGUGGACACUUGAAUAAAUUGAGCAACACGGUGAUACCACGAGAGAGUGAAGCACAAGUAGUACUGCAUUUCUCUAUUCGCCCAUUCAGUCGGAACAAGAACAACAACAAAUGAGGCCAAUGCAAAACAAAGAGGAGAACAUUUCUGCUCGUAGCGAGACAAGAUAGUCAUUCUCAUUAUUCGACGAGGACUUUACUGCAGAGAGGAAGGCAGGCAUAUUUCCCAGUGGACAGAGAUACCCGUAUCAUCAUUUCCUUCCGUCAGACGAGAAGACUUUCUCCAUUUGACUUUCUCGCCCAGGAUAAUUCUGAAAAGUACUGUUUAUGAGGAUUAUAAGUGUCAAAACUGAAACUAAAUUACGCCAAAAUUACAAAAUAUACUAAACGACUCGAAAACUAACUAAAAUACCAGAUUUUAAUUGAGCUUCUCGACAUUAUUAUCGCUCGAGUUUAUUUAAAACUAUAAUAUAAAUUGGACACGAAGAAAAGGAGCUUGUGACAGCUUUCAACUUUAACAAUGGGGUCCUACCUGAAGUCACCAACCUUGUUUCCGUAUGACAACUUCAAUUCUCAAGAUGACGCCCGGCAGCUCACGGUCGCUCUGCAGAUGAAAGAUUCGAGUCGCGAUGCAGCCACUAUUAUACACAUUUUGUGUCGAAGAUCUUCUUCCCAGCGACAGGAGAUCAUUAAUUCGUACAAGGAACAAACCAUGCGGGAUUUAUACCAAGACGCGAAAUCCUCGCUGAGUGGAAAGUUCUCCAAAGUGAUCCGCAGUUUGCUGAGGGCUCCAUUUGAAUAUUUGGCGUCUGAUAUCAAGAAGGCGAUGGCAGGGCUGGGGACGGACGAGGAUUGCCUCACCGAGGUGCUGUGUUCCCGAUCGAAUGACAAGAUCCAAUUGAUCACCCUGGCAUUUCACAAUCGGUAUGGACGGACUAUUCAGGAAGAAUUGGAGGACGAGUACAAAAUCUCGUCAGAGUACAAAGAACUUCUCGGAAUGCUUUUGAGCGGAAUAAGGGACGAAAAGCGACCUCCAGACCCAGAAAAGGCGAGGAAACGUGCGGAGACUCUUUUCGUUGCGGAGAGAAACGCCUGGUCAACCGAGAGAAAGAUCUUCAUGCGAUUACUUACUCACGAGCCGGUCGAACAGCUUCGCGUUAUUUUUGACGAAUAUCGAAGAAUGUCUGGCCAAUCGAUGCAAGAAGCCAUUCAAACUGAAUUUUCUGGAGAUUUGCGCAACGCCAUGUUGACGAUUGUGAAAAGCGCCAUCAACAGGGCGCAGUACUACGCUGAAAAAUUGGAAUCUGCUAUGAAAGGUCUUCGUUUCGAUGAUGACACAAUAAUCCGGAUUAUUGUAUCGCGCUGUGAGAUUGAUCUCGACGAAAUCAAAGGCGAAUAUCUCAAGAUCUACCACAAGACACUUUAUCACUCUAUUCAAACCAGGAUCAGUGGCGAUUACCGGACUGCCAUGCUGGCUUUGAUAGGAACUCCGUAAAGAAAAAAAUAUGUUACGAAAACAAACUAAAAAUUGUUACCCUUUUAAAAGAAAAACUCCAAAUUGUAUGCUCCUUCUUUGAUGAUAAGAUAUACAUAAAAAAAUCUAUGUAAAUAGCAUGUAACCAGUCAUUUCAUUAUAUUGAUGCGUAAAUCGAUUUUUAAUGACAUCUCUCUCUCUCUCUCUCCAAACUCUACCAAUGUUCAAAAUCAAAUUACUAAAAGUAUGUAUCUACAUAAAAAUAUGCAGAGGUUUUUGACGAGUAGUCAUCACCAUCAUCACGAAAAAAUUACUUGCGUCGACCUUUUGCUCACUUAAACUUUUCCGUGCGAAUAUUGAUUUUAUCUUUAUCUAACCUGUACUGCAUGCUAUUUCGAUUUAAUGAGUGCCAUGAAAAAAAAUUGGGCAAAUCCUUAUUUACGUAACGUAACAAAGAAUGAAGAGUUUUACCAACUCGACCGACUCGACUCUUAACCAUUUGAGACCCGUACUGUACCUUAUUACCAAAAUACACGUUCUAUGUAAUCGUAAGUAUAUCCGUGUAGCUGUAGCUGCUAAAUAACGAAGUAAAUUAGGUUUGGCAACUUUACAGAGUUGAAUAGAUUUGUGUUUUCUACCCGACUUUCUCUCUCGCUCGAGUAGGUUUAGAAGAAUGGAAAAUAAAUUAUGUUCAACCCUUUGGCAAGGCCUGGGUCCAUUUUUAAUGACCGUAAUUACAUAAAUAUGGAUGUACUUAAAUACUACUGGAGACUUUUACCUUGAUGCCAAAAUAUUGUCAACUUUUUCGUCUCUAACAAAAAAAAUCUAAAUGUUACAUGGUGCUUAAAAAAUUGCUGUCCCAUACAAACAAAGUAAAUGAUAUAAGUUUGGUGGAAAUUUAUGUUUAUAGUCAGCUUUUUAAAAUUUUAUGUAUUAAUUAGUUGAAUAUGUAAGAAUAAUUGUGCUGUUAUAUACAUACAUUCCGAAAUUUUAUCCUCUGUUAAACUAAUAUUAACAAGAUUUUGCUGGACUCCGGACCAUAUAUAUUCCCAAGUGAAAAUAGACUAGAAAUGUGUUUGUCUAACCAAUGUGCGCAAUGUGAACCUAACACAAGAUACCCGUCAUUAUCGUUAACUACUUAAUGAUUAUUGUGAAACUUAAUAAAUCAACAAAAACGAGACAAAAAAUUAA
Folsomia candida is the source of this 3255-nucleotide messenger RNA. RefSeq names its product annexin B10. Gene Ontology annotation, molecular function: calcium ion binding; calcium-dependent phospholipid binding. NCBI's taxonomy places the organism in Eukaryota, Metazoa, Arthropoda, Collembola, Entomobryomorpha, Isotomidae. Gene Ontology annotation, cellular component: cytoplasm. The record is from RefSeq and is a predicted model, not a curated record. The transcript is spliced from 10 exons. The coding region runs from base 1111 to 2085 and encodes 324 amino acids.